This is a messenger RNA of Ostreococcus tauri, 306 nucleotides long. Its product is annotated as Cytochrome c oxidase, subunit VIa. Gene Ontology annotation, biological process: mitochondrial electron transport, cytochrome c to oxygen. The transcript is spliced from 2 exons. Bases 1 to 306 code for a protein of 101 amino acids. NCBI's taxonomy places the organism in Eukaryota, Viridiplantae, Chlorophyta, Mamiellophyceae, Mamiellales, Bathycoccaceae. Gene Ontology annotation, cellular component: mitochondrial inner membrane. The record is from RefSeq and is a predicted model, not a curated record. Gene Ontology annotation, molecular function: enzyme regulator activity.
AUGCUCGCCCACGCGACGCGCCGAGCGACGUCCCGACUCGCGCGAUGCGCGCGACAAAACGUCCAGCGUCGAUCGAUGUCCGGCGGCGCGUCGAUCGAGGAAGAAAUCGCGGAGAUGAAUAAAUGGCGAUCGGUGAGCAUGCUCGCCGUCCCGGCGUGCGCGGGAUUCGGGGUGUACACCCUGGCGAACGUCGAGCACACGCACAACGAGCACCCGAAGUACUCAUACUUGAGAAUCAGAAACCGAGAGCAAUUCCCGUGGGGGGGAGAUCUCGGGUUGUUCGAGUACCCGUCCAAGGAGCACUAG